UCUCAGGGAGACAGAGCAGUGCGACUGCUUGACGCCUCUGCAAUUGUUUUCUUUUUCCACCAGACAGAAGAGGGAGUUCAGCAUGUCCAAGGAAGGGGAGUCCACCUCCUCUGCUACUGCUGAAGCUGAAGCUUCUGGGUCUGCAGGACCAGCAGAGGGUAAAGAUGGCGAACCCAAGGGUUCCACAUCGAGUUCCACACAGGGCUCUGUCUCUGAAACACCCAAGAAGAAGAAGUCCAAGAAAAACACAGAGAGCAUGAACAAGGUGUACACGUCGGUGCUCAACAGCGUCUUCGGGGCGGACAGGGAGUUGGCCCAGGCGGAGUUGGAUGAACUGGCAGAGGCCUUCAAGGAGUUUGACUACGACCAGGAUGGCUACCUGAACUACAAAGACGUGGCCGAGUGCAUGAGGACCAUGGGAUACAUGCCCACAGAGAUGGAGCUGCUGGAGAUCGUACAACAAAUCAAGAUGCGGAUGGGCGGGUUGAUGGACUUUGAUGACUUUAUCGAGCUGAUGGGACCCAGGAUGAUGGGAGAAACCGCUGACAUGCUCGGGCUCAAGGAGCUUCAGUCAGCCUUUGUACAGUUUGACACGGACGGAGAUGGGAAGAUCAACCAGGAGGAGAUGAAGGAGGCAGUCAAGACACUGCUGGGGGAGAAGCUGAAGAAGGGAGAACUGGAGGAGAUCCUCAAGGAGUUGGACGUUAACGCCGACGGCUGUAUUGAUUUUGAAGAGUUUGUGAUGAUGCUCUCCAUUCGCUAGCUGAAGAGAGGAUUUUGUCGGCGUGGACAUUUCUCAGUUGUUCCACAUUCAGUAAAAACAACUAUCUAUGCAUAUAGCUUCCAUUUGGUAACUUGUAACUGUACUGUAGGUAUAGGCUGAUUCGGUGUAAUGUGUGCCUAACUCUGCAAUGAAUGUGUAUGAGUUUGUUUAUGGAGUGGUAAUUAUGUUGCAUGACUCCAUAUAACUUCAAAUAUGGUGCAUACAUUUGAUGAGUGACUGCAGAUGACAAGAGUUACUAAAGGUAUAUGUGUUUGUUUGUUGUUGUUUUUUUGAUAGAUGCAUGGACUUUUUUUUUGCAGUGAUACAUGUGAAUGCAGUAUUUUGCUACUUUAAUAAAUAAACCAAAACUG
This is a messenger RNA of Myripristis murdjan (pinecone soldierfish), 1134 nucleotides long. RefSeq names its product calcium-binding protein 2-like. The transcript is spliced from 8 exons. Gene Ontology annotation, molecular function: calcium channel regulator activity; calcium ion binding. The coding region runs from base 83 to 763 and encodes 226 amino acids. The record is from RefSeq and is a predicted model, not a curated record. Lineage: Eukaryota; Metazoa; Chordata; Actinopteri; Holocentriformes; Holocentridae. Gene Ontology annotation, cellular component: cytoplasm.